AUGACGGGUUGUUCGUUUUCUCAAUCAUCCUCGAAAUACUCGUCGGGGUCAUCUCAGUCAGCGUUCGUGGAGUUCUUCGCGCACUUAUCCGAGGAGAAAAUCAACCACUUGUAUACGAUUUCCCCGUGGGCGACCUUGGCGGUGUUACGAGCGUUGACGCCGUUGGCGAAACAAUACAUCAUGCGAUGCGUGUUUUUACCGUUACACUCUGUGAUCGCGCACGAAAUGCUCGCCUCGUGGACGAAGAGAGGGUGCGAAACAGCGCACGAGAUGGCGAUUGAAAGGUUGGUGCAGCUCAGAGCGUUCGUGGAAGUUGAAUCGCACUCUUCAGAAGAAGAAGGGAAGAAGGAGGAAAACGCUUCCAAAGGAGGAGGGUUUAUCGUCCACGAACACUUCCGGAAACACGUGAAACGAGCAAUCGAGAGAGGUUUCGAGGAUUUAGACGACGAAGAAGAAGAAGAGAAAGAAAACGAAGGAGAAAAGAAGAAGAAGAAGAAGGCGAACGUAAAAACGACGAAUACUACAUCUACCACAACCACUCGGUUUAAUGAAGAAGAUGCGGGGUUUUUAGAUCACUACGCGAAGAGUCGAUGGGAGACGGUGUUGCUCGAGUUGACGUCCGAGGCGUCCGUGGAGAAGAAGAGAAAGAAGAAGAAGAUGAUGAAGAAGAAAGGAGACGGCGGCGCGGGGGCGCAACACGCUCUGCACUUGCGAAAGUUGUUCUACGCGGCGAGACUGAUUACGAAAGAUGGACGAAUUACGAGCGAGGGAUUCUCGUUUCUGUUAGGCGCGACGUCGGAGCAGAUUUGGAUCUUAUUGGCGAGGUACGCGAGAGGCGGAGAUUUCGAGAAGAAGAUGAAGAAUAAAACAACAAACGAAGAAAACGGCGAGGGCGACAAGAUGGAAACGAAUGGAGAAGAUGAAAAGCAACAACACAAACUCAAGAGCGACGAAUCAUCCGCCGCUGCCAUGGCGUUUUUAGUUCGACUUUCGUUUCAACACCCGGGGCGCAAAUAUUCCAAAGCGAAUCUCUCCGAGGCGGAAAGACGCGUGGCGAGUCAUUUAAGCGCUUUAGGCGUUUUAUACGAAAAUGAAGACGAUGAAAACGACAACAACUGGUACGUGCCUACCGUUUUAUCGGCUGGUUUAUCGAGCGUUUCGACGACGUCUUCGGCGAAAUCGGCGUUAGCGCGCAUCGACGGACACAUCAUCGUGGAGACGAAUUUCAGAGUGUACGCGUACACACACUCUGAACUAGAAACGGAAGUUUUACGUCUAUUCACUCGACCGGAUUACAAACUUCCAAACGCGUACGUCGGUAUGAUUACGCGAGAUUCUAUUCUAGACGCCAUGCGUGCCGGUAUAUCGCCCGAUCAAAUCGUGUACGAUCGGUAA
Molecule: messenger RNA, 1395 nt
Organism: Bathycoccus prasinos
Lineage: Eukaryota; Viridiplantae; Chlorophyta; Mamiellophyceae; Mamiellales; Bathycoccaceae
Exons: 2
Coding region: 1-1395 (464 amino acids)
Biological process (GO): nucleotide-excision repair
Cellular component (GO): transcription factor TFIIH core complex; transcription factor TFIIH holo complex
Molecular function (GO): double-stranded DNA binding; ATPase activator activity
Source: RefSeq, a predicted model, not a curated record